AUGCCCAAAGAUGACCAUGCAAGCUCAGGCGAGAAUUCUUUCAUCAAAGCGCGCGAUGAUUUUAUAGCGUUGCUCUCGGAAUCAGAGAAGGCGAAUUUUGCCAAGUGUUCAUCCGUCGACGAACUUUUGCAAGCCAUCGAAAGCCUGCAGCACCUCGGUACGCGGAGGUCACUGGUGACACGAUGCCUCAAGAAGAUAAAGACCUUUGGCGACACCCUCACCCCCUAUUUCGGCAUCAUGGAGAUCUUCUGUGGAUCGAAUCCCGAGUUUGCCAAUCUUGCCCUGGGAGGCCUUCUUCUGGUCUUGAAGCUUGCCAGUCACUUUGUGACAUUCUUUGAGAAACUCAGCGAUGUUUUGAGUAAGAUUGCUGCCAGACUACCUCGGUACCAGGAGCUCUAUGAUGCCCUCUCCAAAGACCCAGGAAUUUGUAGUCCUUCCUUGACGGAAUCUCUCCAAAAGGUUUACUGCCAUCUGUUCGAGUUCUACGGGGCGGUAGCGCGAAUCUUUUCAAAGAAGUGCGGAAGGAUAAAACGAACGCCAGCCAUACUUGCCGAUUUGGCUUGGCAUCCAUUCGACGCCAGGUUCGAGCAGAUCAUAGAAAAGAUCACAUUUCACCAGAGAAUCGUCAAGGAAGAACUCGGGUACGCGAAGAUGGGCUCACUGGCCUCGACAGUCAGAGCAGUCGACCAACAAAGACGGAUGGAGACAGCUGCCCGGCUGGACCUGAUAGAAGACGCCUUCAACAAACAACUACAGCUCAAGCUUAACGACGCUGCCAUGCGGUGGCUGGAUCCGCCCGACAUCAAGACUUCUCUUGAACAUGCACUCGAUCAAAAAGCAGAAGGCACAACAGAAUGGCUUUUGGAAGACUCUAAAUUCCUGUCUUGGCGCAACUAUGACAGGCCUGAGCAUCAUACUGGCGUCGAGACCGGGACAGCCUCACAGUUCCUUUGGAUCAGCGGGAAGCCAGGCUCGGGCAAAACCAUUCUUUCGGCAUCGACAGCAGAAGAGCUCGGCAAGUGUUACACCACCAAUGCCGACUACCCCCCCGAGGUGUGCUACUACAUCUUCAACCAGACGGCUGGCAACAGCAACUCCCUCGCUCACGUGUUCCGGUCCAUCGCCGCCCAAAUCUUCCACCAUUUCCACAAACUCGAGAGAAUCCGAAACAUCUUCGUUCUCGCCUCGACCGGAGUUCAGUUCCAAAAAGCCGCCUCCGAAAACGAAGUGAUCGAAACAAUCACGCAAUGCCUGCCCCACUUGCCGAAUUUGCACUUCGUCAUCGAUGGGCUCGACGAGUGCAAAGACGUCUCGAAGCUCGUCGCGUGGCUUCUGAAGUGGUGCGAAACCACGCCAUUAAAAGUGAUGGUGGCCAGCCGGCCUGACGUGGCCAGUUUGCGGCGCUUGGCACCGAAAGAGAGCCGGAUUGAAAUUACGGCCUCCGUGCUGGAGCAAGACAUCAGGUGCUAUCUCGCAUCUCAAGUGGAUCAGUUGUUUCGAGAAGAUCUCUUUCCCGCCCAUGCCGAUCAGGACCACGUUGUCCAGUGUUUACUUGACCAUGCAGAGGGUAUGUUCCUCUGGGUGAGGCUCAUGGUGACUUUUCUGAGUGUGCCGAGCAUGACCAAGGCGCAGCGCCUCGAUUCUGCCGUUAGACCACCAUCGGAAGGCCUGGACCGGUUGGAGGAUAUGUAUUGCCGCAUCAGUCAGCGACUUUUAUCGCAGGACACCCACAGCAAGAACCUCGCCCAGAAUACCCUCACCUGGGCAGCGCAUUCAUCGCUCCAAUCACCCGAGCUGAGAGAGGCCAUCUGUCCUGAGGGCUGGGACAUGGACGACGGCAGUGCAACCACCCGCUUCGAUCACGCAGUCGUUCUUUCUUGCUGUGGGCUGAUAGAAAAGGGCCCGCACGGCACGUACCAGUACAUCCAUCUGACGGCUUUGGAUUUCGUCCAACGGAGCAGUCUGAUUCCUCCGCCGCCCGAGGCCAAAGCCAUUAUGGCUGGUCGGUGCAUCUCUUACCUUGCCUUCAGCCUGCCUCAGAAACCUCUGUCCGGAGAUAUUUACAAAAGCGCCGACCGGACUGAAGUACGGCGAAAGUGGCCUCUGCUCCAGGUCUCCGCCGCGAAAUGGGCGGCACUGGCAAUCGACGCCCUCAUGAUGGACGACACGACGGCUCGCAACUCAGAAGUCGUAGAGGAAAUGAUCACACUCGGUCUUCGAUAUCUAAAGAUGGGACUCGGCCUCAUGGUAUGGAUUGAGUCACUGUAUACCCUUGGUGUCGCGACUAGCCUCCUCGGAUAUCAAAGCUCGCGACAAAGAUACAGCCUUGUAGGUAAAUUCUCGGGUUCGAGCCAAAGCACAAUCUUCUUGCAGGGUUUGGAGGGCCUCAUGGAGGAUGUGAAGGUAAUGCACCGAGAAUGGGGACCAUCAUUAGAGGAGAGUCCUGCCGAGAUUUGGAGGGACGUCACGGCAUUCACAACGAGCAAGUUCCUCGUGAAGACAAAAGCAGUACACGUCGAGACGCUUGCUUCUAACUUACGUAUACCCGGGACUCAAGACCCCGAACUCUCCGUCAAGCCUACAUUCUCAACCAGCAUGACUUCACCCGACGGCUCUCUCCUUGCUAACCUCGGCAUCUUUCCCUCAAAAUACUUCAGAAUGGGCUGGAAUGAGCAUGGGGACAUACCAUGCUACACAUAUGAUGGCACCAUAUCACGUCCAGCAGGCCAGGCAUUCAGCCGAGUUGCCAGGUGUCCUCAAACGCUACAGGAGGUGCAAGAUACGUGCGUAGGCUGGAUCGCAAGAUACGAAGUGUUUUCCAUCGCCGGGGAGGCUUCUGAAAGGAUGAUCUGUACGUUGCACGACUUGGAUGCCGCCGACAUCGAGAUAUGCUUGCGUCAAGGUCUUUGGUUCUCGCCCGUGGGGGGAUGGAAAUGUCGCUUUCCGUUGACAAUCGACCCUGGGCUCCACGGCUUCACCCUCCUCAACAAGGUGUUCCUGGCCCGAAAAGAUGGCCAACGACACCGCCCAACCAGUCUUCGUAUCGACUUCAACGAGACACGACGCACCAUCUGGGGCCCGUGCCACACAUUUAGCGCCGGCUACUCGUACGAAAUCUUCUGGAGCCCAGACUCGAAAUAUCUCGGCUUUUCCGACGUCACCACUGCUGGAGAUAUCUGUCUGGCCGUGUUUGACACUUCAGAGGGGUUCGCCUCUGGUCGAGCGCCGUCUCUGGUCAAAUAUGCGUCCAUAAAGCCAUGUUCAAAUAUUAUGCUGGCUUGUUGCCAGUUUCAUCCAACGAUGCCUUUGUUGUUAUUCCUGGAAGGCCCAGACAUCAUGCUGUGGCGUUUCCAAGACGCAGGUUAG
Colletotrichum graminicola M1.001 is the source of this 3366-nucleotide messenger RNA. RefSeq lists its product as uncharacterized. The record is from RefSeq and is a predicted model, not a curated record. Bases 1 to 3366 code for a protein of 1121 amino acids. The transcript has 6 exons. NCBI's taxonomy places the organism in Eukaryota, Fungi, Ascomycota, Sordariomycetes, Glomerellales, Glomerellaceae.